Molecule: messenger RNA, 2744 nt
Organism: Pseudo-nitzschia multistriata
Lineage: Eukaryota; Bacillariophyta; Bacillariophyceae; Bacillariales; Bacillariaceae
Source: the annotation of a GenBank genome assembly
CGGGAAGGAUUUGCUCACAAAGGAAGACAUAGGAGUAAGGCAUGACAGCACCGGUAUUGUUAAGCACAUAUCCGGCCUCGUCGAGUGGGAGAGUAACAUGACUGACUCUGUCCCCAUCCCGAAUACCAACUCGGCUGCGAGAGAGAAAGUGGUUGUAACGGAAGACGAAGCGGCGCCGUCAGCUCUACAAGCACCAGCAGCGAUCGGGGAGGGAAGCGGCUCAGUACCAACCCCGUCCACAACGCCUUCCGCCACGAAAAAGAAGGUCCGUCGAAUCGUUCGCAAGAAAGGCUCCGCAAGGGGCAAAAACAAAAAGGACGAUGAUUCCGACGUGGUCAAUCCUAUCCUUUUGGAAAAGGUGAUGAACGAAUCGAAUCUACCAAAGGCGUACUCGUUCGAGGUUGUUAAAACCCUCAAGCGGAUCAACCAGAUCUUGCAGGGCAAAAAGGAACAGCAGAGAAAGAAGGGAUCAGGAGAAACGGUUUCUUCUACGAAGGAUUCUCCAAGUGUUCACGUUGCCCUCCAGAUGCCGGAGGGUUUGUUGCUGUACGCAACGGUUCUUUCGGAUGUUUUGCAGCGAUUGGUUGCGGCAACCAACGAGGGGCCGGCCGAGACUGCUACCGAGGACCAGCAGCCCCUGCUCCGGGUUUCGGUUCUUGGUGACGUGACAUACGGUGCCUGCUGCGUUGACGAUUUGGGCGCACAGGCACUGGGAUGCGAUCUCCUCGUCCACUACGGGCAUUCUUGUCUGGUUCCCAUUCAGCACACAGUAGUUCCUUGCCUUUACGUGUUUGUGGAAAUCACCAUUGACGUCAAGCACCUGGUGGAGUGCUUUCACAAAACCAUCCUCGAAAAUCCCUCUCUGAUGGAUGGCAGCGGUAGAAAACCCCACGUCUAUUUGCUGGGAACGAUUCAGUUUCGCCACGCCCUCAUGGAAGCCAGGCGGUUGCUUCGGUCCGAACCCUACGAAUACGAGCUCUCGAUUCCGCAGGCAAAACCCUUGUCUCCCGGGGAAGUCCUUGGGUGCACGUCGCCCGCUCUGGCGAACCAGCGGGCUUCCGAGGAAAGCAAUCCGAACGCUGUCGUCUUGUUUGUGGCCGACGGGCGCUUUCACCUGGAAUCGACCAUGAUCUCCAACCCGCACAUUGCGAAAUUCUACCGCUACGAUCCAUACCCUAAGACCCUCACGGAAGAAUCCUACGACCACGUCAGAAUGAAGAGCAUGCGGUACGAGGCCAUCCAAAAAGCCCGCCUCCGGAUCCAGAGCAAGAAAGAAGAGCAGCCCCAGGGUACCGCCGUAUUUGGAAUCAUCCUGGGAACCCUGGGCCGGCAGGGAAACCCGGCCCUCCUGACGAAGAUCCAAACGCAGCUCCGCCGGAAGAAUCUCCGGAGCUUUGUCAUUCUGGCCUCGGAGAUCACCCCCUCCAAGCUGGCCCUCUUUCGGAAAAAGGUGGACGCCUGGGUGCAGAUCGCCUGCCCGCGCCUGAGCGUCGACUGGGGGCACGCCCUCAGCGGCGACGCGAGCAUCCCGGUGCUGAAUCCCUACGAGCUCUUUGUCUGCCUGGACCAGGCCCACUGGAGGGGCGGGGACGACCAGUCCUACCCGAUGGACUACUACAGCCAGGAAGGAGGGCCGUGGAGCAACUACCACGACGUGGACAACAAGGGCCGCGAGCUGACUCUUCCAGAGCCGGUCACGGCAGAAGUUGCGGCCGGGGUGUGAGUCGACGGACUUGCUACGAGCGAACGAGCGAGCACAUUGUUUGGAGUUCUCGGGUGCCCCGCCACGCCAUGCAAUGCAGAGGAAGGCAAAUCCGCGCAACUCAACUCGUGCCUGGGAAGCAGCAGAGUGUGUGACUACCGAGGUAUGUCGAACCGAAACGCAACUUUUGUUUGGUUUUUGCUUUUUUGUGAUCGCGAGAGGUCUGCCUCCGAGAAAACAGAUUCCGUUGGGCUUCCCUUCCUGUUGUUUCGUUCGAUCGUGUUCUGUUGUUUGAUCACUCCGCUGUGUUUCGGUUUUGGCUUGUGCGUGAACUCAUUCGAGGCUACCCAGCACACCAUGGGUUUUCUCAUCCAUAUUCGCGCAAGAGGAACUACUUUGUAUUUCCAUGUUUCACUUUGUCCAUCCAUGUUUUUCGAUCAAGAAAGUCUUUUUCUUUUUCACCCCGUCGUGUUUGGAUCAUUUCAUUGGGAACAAUUCUAAGUUGUGUCGCUAUUGUAUGUUACAGAACGGUACUGAGAGACGAUGGAAACUCACACGCAUGAAUUAUCACUGUCUUCUUUUCUCUGGCUGGCGGUUUAGUUUGCUCUUUGCAAGACGUAGGGAACGAACGAGAGAAGAAGCGAACGGUCGAAGUAACCAACCGACAGGGUGCAUCCGGAUACGUGCCAAAAAGCACGUCCACUGCAACCAGCACCUCGUGCUGAAUGRCAUGCAUGCUUCGUUCUCGGAGACACAUUCCUCUGGCCGAAACAAUCCCAGCGAGCGAGGCUACGAAAAUCUCUUUUAGGUAUCGCAUCGAAAGGAGGAAACACAGACGACGACGAUGACGACCCAUCUCGGCGUGGAAAGACAAACAAAGCUCGCUAUUGUUUCGCGAAAGGAUGCGAAUUGCUAAGAUUAACGCGCAGUAUCGCCGUGCUAUUCGAUAUUCGUACUAUAAACAAUCCUUUGCACUUCCCCUACUACUUCUAGUACUGUUGAUUCUUAUUGUUGAGUUUUCCAAUAACAAUGUAGACACAAC